UCGGGAUUCCCGCAGCUGAGGCUCGCGAACCCCAGACCCCGAAAUUGCAGGGAGAGCGAUCGGGCGAGCUAAGCGCUGCCCCGAGGGCAGAGAAGCGGCGGGCGGCGCAAGCGCUGAAGAACGGGAGACGGAGGAGGAGCCUGGUUGGAUUAUGGCGUCAUAGCUGCCUGGGUGUAUGCGCGCUAGGGAACCCGGGUUGCUGCAGUAGCAGAAGAAGCUGCCGUAGGACGCGAAGAAGAGCCACAUCCGACGGGAAGGUGAGGUUGCGGCCGCAGCUCCUCGGACUUCGGAAGGGCCACGAGCCAGUCCAGCAUGUUGCGCAAGGCUUGCUGAGGAAGCUGCGGCUCCUCUAGUCCGAGCGGGCGCGAGAGUCAGCACGUUGCCCACAACAAUCUGGGUCUUCAUUUUACUGACCUCAGAAGGAUGGAAGGCUGAGUCAACCUUGAGCCGUCAUGUUCAAAUUCCUGGCAGUGGAAUGCAGAGUUAGCCUGCAAUGCUGCAUUUUAACCACUGCGCCACCACGGCUUCUAUCCACAUAUCCACAAACAUAUAAGAUGCAUCCCAAGGAGUCCACAUUUAAAUACACAGAUAAUUUCAUGUAAAAGCAUCAGAAAGAUUAGCAGCCGGAUUGAUGUGGUAUCUGUGGAAAAUGAAUUAAAGCAACAUGACUAAGGCUUAUUUCUCAUUCUUCAAUCAUACUGAACAAGUGCUAAAUUGGCUCUAGUUACUUUGUGAUUUUCAGCUUUUCCUUGACAAACCAGAAAGAUGGGAAAAUAAAUUGGCCUUUAACAAAUGCAAUACCAUGCUCAUAUCGAAGAGGAUAAUAGCCCUCCUCAUGCUAACAUCAUAAGGGCUGCAAAAAGACCAAAUCUCUGUUCUCUUCGGAUGCUUCAAAUAGUAUAAAGAAGUGGCUUCCUCAUGACAACAUGUCAGUGAAAGAUCUCAGCCCCCGACAUAGUUCAAAAUCCCGUGCAGUGCAGCGGGCCUCUACUGUUGAUGUUGCCUCUGAUAUGUCAGGUUUAUCCUUAACAGGAAACAUCCAAGAUCCAGAUGAGCCAAUCUUAGAAUUUAGUUUAGCUUGCAGUGAACUGUUAACUCCAUCACUAGAUAGGAAGCCAAACUGUUUUGUUGCAGUGAGUGUAACGACACCACCUCAGGCAUUUUGGACAAAGCAUGCUCAAACAGAAAUUAUUGAGGGCACAAAUAAUCCCAUCUUUUUAAGCAGCAUUGCCUUUUUUCAAGACUCUCUUAUUAAUCAGAUGACACAAAUUAAACUUUCUAUAUACGAUGUAAAAGAUAGAUCUCAGGGAACUAUGUAUUUAUUGGGUUCUGUGAUAUUCACUGUACAGGAUCUACUUAAGGAGAAAAGUCAUAGGUUGCACUUAACACUAAGAUCUGCUGAAAAUGACCGUGUCGGGAACAUUACAGCCAUAGGAUGGCAGAUGGAAGAAAACACAGAUGAAAGGCCUCCUGUGACCAGAUCUCCUGAUACUAUUAAUGGAAGGACUGUGCUACCAGUUGAUGAAAGUUUGACAGAGUCCUUAGGAAUCCGAUCCAAAUAUGCUUCAUUACGAAAAGAUGCACUAUUAAAAUCUGUGUUUGGAGGUGCCAUUUGUCGGAUGUAUCGUUUUCCUACCACUGAUGGCAACCAUCUGAGGAUUUUGGAGCAAAUGGGAGAGAGUGUGCUCUCUUUACACAUUCCCAGGCAAUUUGUGAAAUUGCUGCUAGAGGAAGAUGCUGCAAGGAUUUGUGAACUUGAAGAACUGGGAGAGCUGUCUCCCUGCUGGGAAAGUCUUCGUCGGCAAAUAGUCACUCAGUACCAAACAAUUAUUCUGACUUAUCAGGACAACCUGACAAAUCUUCAUCAGUAUAAAGGACCAUCUUUCAAAGCAAGUAGUCUAAAAGGUGAUAAAAAGCUUGAAUUCAUGCCCACAAAUUUACAUAUACAACGAAUGAGAGUCCAGGAUGAUGCGGGAUCAGAUGAGAAUUAUGAUAUUGUAACUAUAGGAGCACCAGCAGCUCACUGCCAGGCCUUUAAAUCUGGAGGACUGCGGAAAAAGCUACAUAAAUUUGAAGAUGCAAAGAAACACAGUUUUGAGGAAAGUUGCACUGCAACCAAUUCUCAGUCUAUAAUAUACAUACCGCAGGAUAUUAUUCGAGCAAAGGAGAUUAUUGCACAGAUCAAUACCCUGAAAACUCAAGUUAGUUACUAUGCAGAAAGACUUUCCAGAGCUGCCAAGGAUAAAUCAGCGAAUGGACUUGAGAGAACACUUGCCAUUUUGGCAGAUAAGACCCGGCAGCUUGUCACUGUCUGUGACUGCAAGCUAUUGGCAAAUUCAAUUCAUGCCCUGAAUGCUGCAAGACCAGAUUAUAUAGCUUCAAAAGCUUCUCCAACAUCUACAGAAGGAGAACAAGUGGUGCUAAGAAAUGACCAAGAUACUUUGGUGGCCAGGUGGGCAGGAAGAAAUAGCCGUUCUUCUCUACAGGUGGAUUGGCAUGAAGAAGAGUGGGAAAAAGUCUGGGUGAAUGUUGAUAAAAGUCUUGAAUGCAUUAUCCAGAGGGUAGACAAGCUUCUCCAGAAAGAACGAUUACAAAGCGAUAGCUGUGAAGAUGUUUUCCUGUGUGAAGUCAGCUGCUCUAGCAAGAAAGGUAAACAAGAUACCCGUGCAUACUGGAUAAAGCCAGAGACCUUAAAUGAAAUCAUCUCAUCUUCAUCAUCCCCACCAUCAUCUUCAUCCAUUUCAUCCUCUGCAUGCCAUUUUCCCAGAAUCACAAAUUGCAGUCCUACUCCUGAAGAAUCCAACCCAGGUGAAUGGAGUGAGGCUCUUUAUCCUCUGCUAACAACGCUUACGGACUGUGUGGCCAUGAUGAGUGACAAAGCAAAGAAAGCAAUGGUCUUUCUUUUAAUGCAGGACAGUGCCCCCACCAUAGCUCUUUGCUUAAGCCUUCAGUACCGGAGAGAUGUGGUCUUUUGCCAAACUCUUACAGCCCUGAUCUGUGGUUUCAUUAUCAAGCUGAGGAAUUGCCUGCAUGAUAAUGGAUUCCUGAGGCAGCUGUAUACCAUUGGUCUGCUGGCCCAGUUUGAAAGCCUUUUAAGUACUUACGGAGAAGAACUGGCUAUGCUAGAAGAUAUGAGUGUGGGAAUAAUGGACUUGAGAAAUGUAACGUUUAAAGUAACUCAGGCCACUUCCAUGGCUUCUGCUGAUAUGCUGCCAGUCAUUACAGGAAAUAGGGAUGGAUUUAAUGUGAGGAUUCCACUACCAAGCACCUUGUUUGAUGCCUUGCCUCGUGAAAUUCAGAGUGGCAUGUUGCUGAGAGUUCAACCAGUACUCUUCAACGUGGGAAUCAAUGAACAGCAGACUUUAGCAGAAAAGUUUGGCGAUACCUCCUUGCAGGAAAUUAUUAACAUGGAAAGUUUAGUGCGGUUGAAUUCCUACUUUGAACAGUUCAAAGAAGUUUUGCCUGAAGACUGUCUACCUCGAUCUCGGAGUCAAACAUGCCUGCCUGAACUGUUGAGAUUCCUUGGACAGAAUGUACAUGCAAGAAAAAAUAAGAAUGUUGAUAUUCUUUGGCAAGCUGCUGAGAUUUGCCGUAGACUAAAUGGUGUUCGGUUUACAAGCUGUAAAAGUGCCAAGGAUCGGACUGCCAUGUCGGUGACCCUGGAGCAAUGUCUCAUACUGCAACAUGAACAUGGAAUGGCUCCACAGGUCUUCACUCAGGCCCUGGAGUGCAUGAGGAGUGAGGGCUGUCGAAGAGAAAAUACAAUGAAGAAUGUUGGAUGUCGCAAAUAUGCAUUUAAUUCCUUGCAGCUGAAGGCUUUCCCCAAGUAUUACAGGCCUCCUGAAGGAACUUAUGGAAAAGUUGACUCAUAGGAUUACGGUGUCUUGUAAUUAGUUGUUCCGUUAAAACAUGUGAAUACACUCAACUUUAGUAUAUGAACUUUGAUGACAAUGUCAGAAAAAAUGUUUUUGUAUGUUUCACUAGGAAAUACUGAGCAUGUAAUUUUGUUAAACUGGAUUCCAUAGAAAGAAAACAAUUACAUGCUAUAUAAUUAUAACAUGAAACUAAUGUAAUGAUUGCCCAGUAUAAGUUGCCUGCAUAUAUUAGUUAAUUAAUUUCUUUGCCUAAAGAAAGAUAAUUCCUGGACUGUGGAGGAUUUUAUGAAUUAGGCAGCUGUUUCCCUCAUUUUUAUACUGAUUUUAUUUAAAACUUUCAUAAUACUUUUUAAAACCUCAGUGCUGUAAAUAGUAAAUAAAUUGGAAAUGAGUUUUGACAAGUACAACAGGUAUUACAAGUAGAAGAAAAGGCUCAGUUUUAAAAACCGAGCAGUGCAUUAAAAUAUAAAGUUGGGAAUUUAAAUUUAUUAAAACACUAUUAUAUAAAAGAGUUAUAUAGAAUCCAGGAACUGACACAUAACCCUAUUUGAAUUGGUUUAGAAACUGGAUUGAAAGGUGAUAAUUUCAGUUAAGGAAGAAACCUAUUGCAUUCCAACAUCUAAAAAUCCUUUAAAAUACAAAGAAAUGAUAGUUACGCAUCAGAAAAUACUGUCUGCAUCUAGUAAAGCAUGACUUAGCCCUAAAUAAUGAAUCCAAACAGAAGGUAUGGUAUCCAUAUCUAUUUACAAAACAGAAGUGGAUUUCUACCUGCAGUUUGAAGGACUUCAUUGGGCUGAAUCGUCUGUGUCUUCCACAUCAUAAUAAUUUUAAUCACUAUCACUUUACCCUACUUUGUUUGCUUGUGAGUUAGCUGAUUCCACAGUGAUAUGUAGGGUAAACUAGCAUGUACAGGUCAGAUCUUCCGAGUUCCUUUUUUUAAUGACAAGAAUGAUUUUAGGCAAACAUAUUUGCAUAUAGAAACUGUCCGAUGCUGCAUUUAAGAAUUCUGCAAGUUCCUAAAAUGCUUGCUUGUUAGAUCCUAUCCAGAAUGUAGGUGCACUUUAGUUUACAUAAAUCAAUGUUCCUUAUUUUCCUGUUGAAACUCCUACUUUGAAUAUUGUUUUAUAUAUCCAGUACCUAUUACUAAUUUUUGAAACUCAGUAAUCUACGAUUUGUUCCAGAACAUCAGAGUUUGAAUUUCAGGUUAAUGAAUUGACAGAGAAGGGGAAUAAUUUCCUACAUUAUUUAAUAAGAGUUUUGCUUACUUAGGAAUUGAUCUGUAACAAUACCCAAAUUUCCAUAACACUCUCCAGGUGUUGCUAAACUAUAACUUAUUCCUUUGUUCAUUCUUGUAACAAAUUCAUAUUGCAAAAGCAAGAUGAACUACCACUUGAAAAAUAUAGUAGUACCAGUACAUACUUACAGAAGAGUAGUAUAUUCAUAAAAUGACUAUUAAUAUAUAACAACUUUGGUUAAUAGGUCACUGUAUAUGUUUUUAUGGAUGUGAAUGUUUAUCAGCUGAAAUGCUACGGUUCAGUAGUAGUAUUUGGAUGGAUUUUGGAAGCUACAGGCAAGUUGCGAAAUCCUUCCAACUUUUCAUUCUAACAAUUUAACCCCAACAUGUUAAAUUCCAUUGAUACUUGAGGGAUUUACUUACAUUAGCAUUAUUGGCCCUUUAAUGAAAAGAGGAAAAUGGCACAAUUUUCAAGAAAGAGUCUGGUAUUCAAAUAUUUUACUUUAUUCUGCCUUUUUUUUUUUUGCACUUUAUAUUUAUUGAAGGUAUGAAUGUUCUGUUCAGACCCAAGAAAUUUGUUUUAAUGUUGCCUUUUAGUAGCUUGAUGGUUUAAUUCUUAUAUGUACUAAACAGUCUGGAUUCCUCAGAAUGCAGUAAAUUAAUUAAUCAUGCAUUGUUUCUCAAACUUGGUAACUUGGAGAUGUGCAGACAGUUCCCAAAAUUCCCCAGGCAACAUGCUGGCUGUGGAAUUCUGGGAGUUGAAAUCCACACAUCUUCAAGUUACCAAAUUUGGGAAACACUGCUUUCGUCUUAAACCCAACAGGCAAAGGAAUAAUCAUAUCUGUUGCUAAUGGAAUUCCCGGUAGUAGCUAAGAUUAACAGGGCAAAGCAGUGAAGUCAACAAGAGUUGAGAUUUGCAAGUAAAAUUCCCUUGAUCUAGAAAGUUAGUUGCAAAACAAUUUAAAACAAAAUAUAAAUCAGGCUGCCAUGGAAAGUUGUUCCCCUCCAAACUGUACUUGGGCGGGACCUUGCAUAGAAAAUAUUCCCUUCCUGAGGUCUCCUGGCACUGAACAAUGCUGAACUGUUUCCAGUCUGCAAGUACCUAAAGGUAUCUUUCUGCAGCUGAGAACAUCUUUGGCCUUCCUCCAGAGGUAGCAGCUGCACAAGGGGCAAGGACGGGGAGGCCUGAUGCCAUCUCUCUACUCCUCCUAGGGCCAGGAUGAAUCUGCCUGGCCCUCUUUUCCCUCCUUUUCUUCUUCCCAGGAUGAUGCUUCAGCCAGGGGCAGGAUUCUGAUGAAUUAUAUUUUAUUACUCUUUUUUUCACUGCUUUUGGUGUUUGAAUAAUAUAUUGAAUGGCGGAAUUCUUUAAAAUGGGUGGUUAAGUUUAUAUUUUCAGGAAAACUUGAAAUGCAACAGAGAAACUCCUUUUGAUUUAUGCUAGUUUGUUUAAUGUUUCUUCUCUGUUCACCCUCUCUCCACCCCUCUGUAUGCAAAAUGUAUUUAUAUUUAAAUGUUUAAUAUAAUUCACCUUUUGGCAAGAAAGUCUAUUAGAUCUGAAACAAUUGUUUUAACUUAAAUUGUCUGACAUUAAAACUUGUUGCCAGCAAAAAUACCAUAUUUUUUGGAGUAUAAGACGCACUUCCCCCCCCCCCAAAAGAGGCUGAAAAUUUCAGUGCAUCUUAUAUUCCGAAUGUAGCUUUUUCGAAGCUUUUUUUCAGCCCUAACGAGGCCCUAGCUAGUGAAGCAUAUCUGUACUUUGUCUGUUCCCUCUGAGGCGCUAGUGAGUGAAGUGAUCUCCGUGCUUUGCCUGCUUUUCUUAUUGCUGCUCCCUUUCAGCUGUGCUUUAGAAGCUGUUUUUCAGCCCUAAUGAGGCGCUAGCAGUGAAACAUCUUCGUGCUUUGCCUGCUCCCUCCGAGGCGCUAGCGAGUGAAGUGAUCUCCGUGCUUUGCCUGCUUUUCUCAUUGCUGCUCCCUCUCAACGAUUUUCGCCUGCUUUUCUCAUUGCUUCUCUCUCCAAAAAUCAGCUGUGCUUUAGAAGCUGUUUUUUUAUCCCCAAGCAGAGGAUAAAAAGCACACAUGUGCACUCAAAACCAACAAACUAAUGUGCUGAAGCUGACCAGACUAAGGACGCUAGCCAGGUGAAUACCUGUUAGGCAGAUUCCCCCACCCCAUUUUCCUCCCCAAAAACUAAGCUGCAUCUUAUACUCCAGUAUGUUUUAAACUCCAAAAAAUACGGCAGUUAAGAUUAAUUACAGUGAUUGCUUUCAGCACAGUGUAUUAUUCUCCUUCAUUAGUCUUCUCCUGGAAGUAAUUAGGUCCGUCCGUCCCUCUCCCCCACCUUACAAUUUUGUAAUGGGAAAAAGAAAUUCUGUUCCACUGUUAUUUCCAUUACUGUGAACAUAUUUCCAUUGGUGUAAACAUAAAGCUCAUAUGCAUUAGGAAUCUAUAGGUUUUUCAGGAAAGAUAACUUUAAAUCAGAUCUGUCAGCACUGCAAAAUGUAUGCCAUGGAAGAUAUUCACUACUUCCAUUCUAAAUUAGGUUAGAUCUUUAUUUUACAUUCUGAUUUACAGUACUAUACUGACUUACAGCUGUGAAAAGCUAACAUUGUACUACUUUUUAAAGCAGUUCCCAAAUUCUCUGAAUGAAUAAUUAUUUCUCUUCUACCCUUUCUGAGAACAGGACUCCAGUGUACAAUGCUGCAUCACGUGUGACAAACCAAUGCAAAAUUUUGAUUUCAUUUCUUUUGCAUAGAUUUCCUUAAAGGAAAAUAAAUAUAGCUCAAUAAAAACAUGGGAACUAAAGAAAGCAUAUAUUUAUAUAGAAAACAUCAAGUGAGCAGACUUUUCUAAAAUAUUUGUUUUGUUGCCAUAGAAAACCCAUUAUUAGGGACUAUUAUUGUAUGAACCUCAUGCUAACCUUUUUGAGUACAAUUCUUAGAUGAAACAUUAAAAGGAUAUACAGUUACUGCCAAGCUUAUUCUGUACAUGUUCUGUAAAAGCAGCUACACACUGCUGCCUUUGAGUUUUUCAUUUAUAUACAAUAUGUAUAGCUGUUGUAAAAUAGAACAUAGUUUUGUCCCAGCACAGUUGUAUUUCUUAAAACAUUUUGCAUUUAUUUUAUUUUAUUUAUUUGUUUGGAACAGUAUUGGCGUACCAUAAACAUAUGGGUACUGUUUUGUAUAGUCUUAAUUCACCCAGUCCAUGUAUGCUGUAAAUGUGCUAGUCUUUAGGGAUUUAAAAAAAAAUAAAGAACUGACAACCAUG
Ahaetulla prasina is the source of this 8372-nucleotide messenger RNA. It is a transcript of the gene INPP4A, whose product is annotated as inositol polyphosphate-4-phosphatase type I A. Gene Ontology annotation, molecular function: phosphatidylinositol-3,4-bisphosphate 4-phosphatase activity. The transcript is spliced from 28 exons. Gene Ontology annotation, cellular component: cytoplasm. The record is from RefSeq and is a predicted model, not a curated record. The coding region runs from base 927 to 3872 and encodes 981 amino acids. NCBI's taxonomy places the organism in Eukaryota, Metazoa, Chordata, Lepidosauria, Squamata, Colubridae.